Melanotaenia boesemani (Boeseman's rainbowfish) is the source of this 2730-nucleotide messenger RNA. It is a transcript of the gene slc37a4b, whose product is annotated as solute carrier family 37 member 4b. The transcript is spliced from 10 exons. The coding region runs from base 669 to 2021 and encodes 450 amino acids. Gene Ontology annotation, biological process: glucose-6-phosphate transport; phosphate ion transmembrane transport. Gene Ontology annotation, molecular function: glucose 6-phosphate:phosphate antiporter activity. The record is from RefSeq and is a predicted model, not a curated record. Lineage: Eukaryota; Metazoa; Chordata; Actinopteri; Atheriniformes; Melanotaeniidae. Gene Ontology annotation, cellular component: endoplasmic reticulum membrane.
GGUCACUCUUCCACACGGACCUUCAUAUCAGUCCGCCACCAGCUCGCGAGGCUGAACAACGUUAGCAAAGCUGCUACUCCUGAAUUUAAUGAGUAAUGGUGUAGUUUAGUAGUUGUUUUCUCUCUAAAGGUUUGAGUUGAAAUGUUUUAACGGAACAUACAGUCUAUCAUUACGAGUGAAAACUGCCUCGUCUGUAGCGAAAUGUGUCUAAAAAAUAAAUAAAUACAAAUCGGCCAUUUAAAUCUCAGUCUGUAUAUUUCUGAAACUAAAUAGGCUCCAAUCAAGUCAUUCAUUGUAGUUGAAGUUCCCUGGCAUGCCAAGGGUCGCAGACUGGACCUUCAAGCCAGACAAAGGGGACAACUGUGAUAUUUUACACGAAAGCUUUUCUAAAUGAACAAAAAUUAGAAGCCGAGCUGCAGCCACAGCAGGCCGGUGUGAGGUUUCCCUGCUCGGUCUGCACAGGACCUUUAAGACAGACUGACCACCAGCUCACAAGACGGUUGCUGCAAAGAGUGUUUCUCCUCCAUCUUUACUGCUUUGUCCAUGCUACAACUUGUUCCGUAUUUUAUUUUGCCUCUUGGUAGUUUUGAUCUAGAGGCAAAAAUACUCAAAUACAGGGCUACACUGAAGACUGAAUAGAUUUGUUUCUGCUUGGGGCGACUGCAGUCAUGGGGGCCACAGGCUACGGCUACUAUCGAGUAGUCAUCUUCUUGUGCAUGUUCACUGGCUACUCCUUGUAUUUCUUUAACAGAAAGACAUUCUCCUUUGUCAUGCCCUCUGUGAUGGAGGAGAUCAAACUGGACAAAGAUGACUUGGGUAUGAUCACCAGCAGUCAGACCAUGGCCUACGCCAUCAGUAAGUUCAUCAGUGGCGUGCUGUCGGAUCAGAUCAGCGCCCGUUGGCUUUUCUCCAUCGGCCUCUUUGUGGUAGGGGGGAUCAAUGUGGUCUUCUCCUGGUCCUCAACUGUAUCCCUUUUCUCACUGCUGUGGUUUAUCAAUGGCUUGGGACAAGGCUGUGGCUGGCCUCCGUGUGGAAAGGUGCUACGCAAGUGGUAUGAGCCCUCCCAGUUUGGAACCUGGUGGUCGGUGCUGUCUUGCAGCAUGAACCUGGCAGGGAGUCUGGGUCCAAUCCUGGUCACGGUGCUGCUGCAGUACUACGACUGGAGGACUAUCCUGACCAUGUCUGGCAUCUUCUGCGCUGCCUUCUCGCUGGUUUGCUUGGUGUUUGUUAAGAAUGAGCCGAAGGAUGUGGGUCUCCCCAGCAUCGAGGCGGGAGCCAUGAAAGGGUCAAAGGGAGCCAACAGUGAGAGCACCUUGAGUGAAUUCCUCCUCUCUCCUUUCCUGUGGGUGCUGUCUUUGGGUUACUUGGUGGUGUUUGGAGUGAAGACCGCUGCUACUGAUUGGGGACAGUUGUUCCUCAUGCAGGAGAAAGGCCAGACUGCCCUGAUGGGCAGUACCUACAUGAGUGCCUUGGAGGUGGGAGGUUUUAUAGGAAGCCUGGCAGCAGGCUUCAUCUCAGACAGAGCUGUAGCCCGGCAAGGCUUAAGCACCCACGGCAACCCUCGCCAUGCCUUGCUCAUUCUCAUGAUGGCUGGCAUGUACGUGUCCAUGUACCUUUUCAGAGUGACCAUCACACCUGAAAUCCCAAAGGAGGCUCCUCUGUGGGUUGAAGCCCUUCAUCCUGUGUCUGUCCUUAUUGGUGUGUCAGAGAAAGAGAUUUGGAUCCUCUUCCUUGGUGCCGUGUUUGGAUUUUCUUCAUAUGGACCAAUUGCCUUGUUUGGGGUGAUAGCAAGUGAAAGUGCUCCUUCAAACUUCUGUGGAACGUCUCACGCUGUCGUAGCUCUUAUGGCUAACGUGGGAGCUUUUAUGGCGGGGCUUCCCUUCAGCACCAUUGCCAAGCAGCACAGCUGGGACAUGGCCUUCUGGGUGGCUGAGGUGACAAUGGGCAUCGCCACCAUUGGGUUCUUCCUCAUGCGUAACAUGCGCACCAAAAUGGGACGGAUCGCUGAGAAACUGGACUAAUGAUGGCCUUGUAAACAGGAUCCUGCACAUUGGACAAACUGGAGCUUCAUUAAUAAACAAAAUGACCCUUAAACACACACAAACUUUGUCAUUUUCUCCUGUUAACUAGUCAGUAGAUACUCAGGGUGGCUGUAAUUAGAUCGCUGUAUAUUCCCAGUGAGGUACUCACAAAGAUGCACCAGAUCAUGAUGGAUAAUCACAAGAUUGUAUUUUAAUUCUUCCAGUUAUUUUAAGACACUUCUAAUCUAGAGACUUUUUAUAAAGAAGAGAAACUCAAACAUUUAAGUCUUUAAAGGACUUAUUUUUCUUAAAUUGUAAAUUGUGCUGCUGAUUCUGUCUUCAGUGGAGGUGAGUUAUGGAUCCUUUCAUCUACGAAUGUUGCUGGAUGGUCUGUGUAUAUAUUACAUGAUGCACACUACAUGCAUUUUGCUUAUCCUGUAAGUAUUUGUAUAAACUUACAUGGUUAAUUAUGUCACUAACAUGUAAUACUUGAAGAUUUUAUUUUUGUACACAACUGUGAAACGGUAAACUUGUCUGAAUCUACACAUUUUUAACAAACAUUUGCAGCAUGACGGCCGAUAAUUUCUCCUUCAUCAAAGUUGUGUACAACGGUGCUGAAUUAUUAAUUUCUCAUCUCAAGCUGUUUUUGUCAACUGUGAAUGUCCAAUACUUACUGGAAAAGGAUCUAAUAAAUGUUAAGUUCUCUUGG